Gambusia affinis (western mosquitofish) is the source of this 1462-nucleotide messenger RNA. RefSeq lists its product as uncharacterized. Gene Ontology annotation, biological process: biosynthetic process. The coding region runs from base 109 to 933 and encodes 274 amino acids. The transcript is spliced from 8 exons. Lineage: Eukaryota; Metazoa; Chordata; Actinopteri; Cyprinodontiformes; Poeciliidae. The record is from RefSeq and is a predicted model, not a curated record.
GUUAAAAAGCUCCUUCCAAACCUCCAAAGAAGAAUGAAACCUUUGCCUCAGUUCUGCCGGUCCUGGUACCAGAAACCCGACCCGGACUGGCCCAGACAAGACUUCUAGAUGAAGGCCGUGAUUCUCGCCGCGGGCUACGGAACCAGGCUGCAGCGGGACGUUUCCUCCGACCGCAGCGGCAGGUUCGCCCACCUGGUCGGGGUCCCGAAGCCGCUGCUGCCGGUGGGCCGGAGCCCGCUGAUCAGCCGCUGGGUCCGGGCGCUGACCCGGUCCGGAACCGUGGACGGGAUCUACGUGGUGACCAACGCUCUCCACCAGGCUGCGUUCGCCGUUUGGGCCGCAGAGUUUCCAGAAGUGCAGAUUCUCAGCGAUGAGACGCGAAGCAACGAAGAGCGGCUCGGCGCCGUCGCCUGCCUGCAGCUGGCGGUGAAGCACUUCGGCAUCCAGGACGGCGUGAUCGUGAUCGGAGGCGACACGCUGUUCAGGGAGGACUUCAGUCUGGGCCGGGUCGCACAGAAGGUUUCUGAGCUGCAGGCGAGGAGCGCCGACAGCUGCCUGCUGCUGUGCUACCGCUGCAGGGACGAAGAAACCCAGAAGUACGGGAUCCUGGAGGUGGACGAGGAUCUCCGGGUUCUUCGGAUGAAGGAAAAGCCGCGUCCUUCAGAGACCGAGUCCAGGAGAGCCUGUCCGUGUUUCUACGUCUUCUCCAAGGAGAGUCUUCCUCUGCUGGACGCCUUCCUGGAGGAGAAGAAGGACGCUCCGAUCGAAGAGCGCGACGCUCCGGGGAACUUUGUGUCGUGGCUCAUCCCGAGGAAGCCGGUUUUCACCCAGGAGAUCUCCGGACGCUUUGACGUGGGAAACCUGCCGUCUUACCUGGACUGUGACGUUUACUUCAGCGAGACGCUUCAAGACGACGAAUCGUUCAUGGUUUAAAGGAACCAACUUUUAAUAGGAAAUGAUUUUACAAUGAUUCAAACAGGAAAUCAGAGGCUGUCCGUCACCCGGUCAGCAGCCUCCUGCAUUUAUCGGACGCCUUCUCCCACCGGUCCUCCAUCUUGGCCACACGCGAGCCGAACUGCAUGGCCCGCUUGGGCAGGACGGCGGCUCGGCCGAGGCCCAGCUGCCGGGCCGCCGACCGCAGGAGGAGCUUCUCGCCGACGCCGCGCGGCAGAGAGAGGUCGGCCUUCAGCCAGACUGGCAGCGAGCUCAGGAAGCUGACCACGCCCUCGUCCAGGUACGGAAACCUGCAGGGACAAACGGGACGGAAACAACACAAACAAGGCAGCGGGUCGGAUCAGAACCAGUCAGCCAUUUCAUUCUGAGCAGCAGAAUAAAUUCAUCCAGGUUUAAGUUCUUAUUACAUUUAAAACAUUUAUUUCCUUUGGCUGCCUCAGUUUAACCUCCCAACGUUCGUCUGUCAGCAAAUCGAUGAAAAUUUACCAAUAAAAAAUUUAAAAGUCUA